GAUGCCCGAAGACCCCCUUCGGCGGACCUCGACCUCGGCACAAGUAUAUCUGGAAGCCGACUCCCCUCUCACACCAGAGCUCACUUCGGAACCUCUACCCGGAAAAGUUAAAGUUCCUCAAAUUGGGUUAUACGAUGGGACUUCGGACCCCAACUUACACCUCGGUCACUAUACUUCGUGGAUGGAUCUGCAUGGGGCCUCAGACGCACUUCAUUGUCGCAUGUUUUCUCUUACGUUGGGACCUCCGACUCAAAAAUGGUACCAUUCUCUUCCUCCUCAUUCUAUUUGGAAGUGGCAACAGCUGAGGUCGGCUUUCCGAUCUCAUUUCAUCGGGGCCCAAGUGUGUUUAAUUCCAAAAGAAUCCCUUGCAAACUUAACUAAAAAAGAUGAUGAACGCGUCAAGGACUACAUCGCUCGAUUUAACGAUCGAGUUCAGAAUAUGGAGCCAUGUCAUCCUGAAACCUUGCUUGUUAUGGCUAUCGCCGGGCUGAAACCGAACUCGAUUUUUUGCUGGACAUUGUGUCAGAAUAAGCCAAACACCUUCCAGGAAUUUCUUGCCCGAGCUCAACAGCACAUUAUUGCCGAGGAAGCCAUGUCGGUCCCUGAUUUUAAUUUCAAUCCGCAGUCAUCUAAGUCGAGAACCGAUGAGAAAAAAAAAAACAAAUUGUUCGAUAAACAAAACAAGGCUCAAUUUAGGGGGUACCCCCAAGGAGACGCCAAUGAUCCCGAAAUUAGAGCAACUCGGAAACAAUAUGCUACCGAUGUGAAAUCCGGUUAUCAGACCGUCUAUUCAGCCGGAGCUGCAACCAUUUAUGAAGAAAUUAAAGGGAAAGGUAUUCUGCCCGAUCCCAAACCACUUCGGAUGCCCGAUGAAAAGCUGGAUAAAUCUCGAUAUUGUGACUAUCACAAAUUACCGGGGCACAACACUGAUGAAUGUUUGACUCU
Messenger RNA from Striga hermonthica, 945 nucleotides. The record is from the annotation of a GenBank genome assembly. Lineage: Eukaryota; Viridiplantae; Streptophyta; Magnoliopsida; Lamiales; Orobanchaceae.